This is a messenger RNA of Candida tropicalis MYA-3404, 1191 nucleotides long. RefSeq lists its product as uncharacterized. Gene Ontology annotation, molecular function: pyrimidine nucleotide-sugar transmembrane transporter activity. NCBI's taxonomy places the organism in Eukaryota, Fungi, Ascomycota, Pichiomycetes, Serinales, Debaryomycetaceae. The record is from RefSeq and is a predicted model, not a curated record. Bases 1 to 1191 code for a protein of 396 amino acids. The transcript has a single exon. Gene Ontology annotation, biological process: pyrimidine nucleotide-sugar transmembrane transport. Gene Ontology annotation, cellular component: intracellular membrane-bounded organelle; Golgi membrane.
AUGGGGAUUGGACUUUAUGCUAUUGUAGCAGGUACUUUGAUUACUGGUGCUGCCAAUUCUUUACUUACAAAAUAUCAGGAUAAUCAAUGUGUUGAAAAUUGUCACGAUCCAAAUCCUGCUAACCACAAGACUUUUAAUCAACCAGGAAUCCAAACCAUGCAAAUGUUUCUUGGUGAAUUAGGAAUGUAUUUGGUGUUUUUGGUAUAUAAAUGGUACAACUCUAGAAAACAAUAUAUUCAACUCAAUACCGAUGAACAACAAGAGCAAGAUCAACGAGUACAUGAGACAUCUAUUUUCCAAAGUUUCAAAUUAGCAAUCCCUGCAAUUUGUGAUUUAAGUUGUACUACAUUAUUAAAUAUUGGUUUGAUUUACACUCCUGUUUCAAUUUAUCAAAUGUCAAGAGGUUCAGUGGUAUUAUUUGUUGCUAUAUUAUCAGUAUUGUUUCUUAAAAGAAAAAUCACCAAACUUGAAUGGGUGGCUUUAUUUUUGGUUACUUUAGGUAUUGGUAUUGUUGGGUUAAGUGGUUCAAGAAAUUCUAAAACUUCUGAUGUAUCCACUGAUGAAGGGGGUGAAUCAGCUGCUUUAGUUAUAUUUGGAAUUUUCUUGAUUGUAUCAGCUACUUUGUUGCAAGGGUUUCAAUUUGUUAUUGAGGAACAUAUUUUGGAGAAAAACCCAAUUAUUCCAUUACAAUUGGUUUAUAUUGAAGGUUUUUACGGAUUGUCUAUAAUGGUUAUUAUUUCCGUGUUGUUGAAUUUUAUCAUUGGAUCUAUUGAAUCUCCUGAAAAUUUCAAAACUUCUCCAUUUAAUCUCCCAUUAGCAUUUAGUCAAGUAUUCAACAAUAGAACUAUAUUGGUCUCAUCAUUAUUAAUUCUGUUAUCAAUUGCUGCAUUCAAUUAUUGUGGGCUUUCAAUUACUCAUAGAAUCUCAGCUACUGCUAGAUCAACAGUUGAUACAUGUAGAACAUUGUUGGUUUGGAUUGUGGCUAUUUCCAUGCAUUGGGAAUCAUUCCAUUUCUUGCAAUUCACAGGGUUUGUGGUGUUGGUAUUUGGUACCUUGUGUUUUAAUGGGGUUUUAAAGCCAGAAGAAUGGAAAUUUAUUCCUGAAUGGUUAAAGAAUGAUACCACUGGUAAUGAAAGAGAUCGUUUAAUCAAUGUCGUUGAUGAAAUCGAUGAACCAAUUGAAAGAAUGUAA